UUCUCACAAACAUUGCAGUAUAUAUGCCUUUGCCCACAUUUGUGGUUGAGUAUCUGUAGUAUCAGGAAUGGGCAUAUUUAAAAUGCCUCAUGAAGGCCCCUGGAGCUUCAUAUUAAUUCAGUGUUUUUUCAAGGUGUUGGCUGGGCUCUCAGCAGUUGGUGGUAUGGGUUUGGGGAAGACUGGAUACCGCAAAAGACUCAUGAGGUGCUGGAGAGUUGCCUGGCAGGUGGUGUCAGAACAGAGCUGGCUAUAGACCCUACCAGAAUAGGAGUGACAUAGUAAAGUAUUUAAAAUGUAGAAACUCAACUGUAAUUCCUUCUUUAUACAUACAUUGGGGAUGUUAAAAAGUUACUGAUGUCAGAUUGCUCUCUUGCCUCCUCAGCCCCUACCAUGGGGUAAAAAAGAUAAAUGCCAUUUUGUUUGGAAUGUCUUACCCAGGUAUAUGACUUGAAUGAUGCUGAUAAACAAAAUUACAUCCAAGGAGGUUUUCUAAGGGAAAUGAACACUUAUAUGUUAAACAAGAAACAUUAUCUUUGUGAUUCUGGGAUCUUCCUGUGAAUAUGUUAUGUUUUUUGAGAUGUUUUUCUAAUUACCUAUCUAAUUAGCACAUUAAAUUUGGUUGUUGACAUUUGAGAAACCAACGUGCUUUCUCAUGAAAAAGGCCCUUGCACAGAAAGUGCUCUUUUUUGUAAGAUCUGGGGUCAAAGGAGAGAUUUUUAAGCAUAUAAUAAUGGCUUCUACUUAUUUAAUAACAUAGUCACAAAAAAUGUCAUUUACUUCUCACAGGACCCCUUUCAGGGAGAUUUUAUAUUAGGAAGUAUGCUUAUGAGCUUUCUACCAACAUCAUCUUCCCUAAGGCUCCCCAUCUCAGUAGCUGACUAUACUAUUCACUCAGUUGCUUUUAAAGUUAGAAACGUAGUAAUCUUUCUGUGACAUCUAUAUCCCUUUCCUUCAUUCUCCCAUAUCCAAUUCUACACCUUAGGAAAUUUGUUUUACCUCCUAAAAUUCUUGAGAAUCCAUUCACUUUUUCUCCUUUUCCCAUCACUAUAGUCCAAGUGAACUGUUUUAUCAUUUCAUUUGCAGUAUCCUUUUAGUCACCCCUAGAUUAUCAGUUCUUAUCCCCCUCUCAAUUCAUUCUCCACUCAUUAGCUAACAUGAACACAUUAAUUCAUUUAACAUGAAUUCAAUGUUAAUUUUGACUAUGUCACUCCUUGCUCAAAACUCUCUAGUGCCUUCCCAAUGUCCUUAGAAUAAAAUCCCUCGCAUGGCCUCUGUGGAUCUGCACCGCUAGUCUCUCCUACCUCUCCACCUAUUGCAACCAACUCUUUUCCCCUUCCUCUUUCCAGCCAUGCUGGUCUUGCUGUGCUGCAAACUGGCCAAGCUUCUUCCAUCCUCAGGGCCUUUGCACAAGCUUUCCCUUUGCCUUAGAAUUUUCCCCCAGCCUGUCCACUUCCUCAUCCCCCUUCCCCAAGCUAAUGCCUUAUCCUUUAGGUCUCAUUUUAAACAUAUCUUACCCAGGGAAACUUCCCUGUCCAAACAAGUCUAGAUUGGAUCUCCCUGUUAUUUGCUUUUACUAAUCUGUAUUUUUCCUCAGCAUUUAUCACAAUUCUAAUUAUGUAGUUAUGUUGUUCUUUUAAUUUUCUCUGUUAUUGGAAUAGGUAAUACAUCCAUUUCAUACAAAAUUCAAAUUGUAACAGGGUAUAGAGUGUCUUCCCUUCCCCAUCUCUCUGCUACCCAGUUUUCUUCCUUACAAGUAACUACUUUCAGCAUUUUGAAUAUCCUUUCAGAGAUUUUGAGAAUAUAAGCAAUUAUGUACAUAAUUUUCAUCUUUAUUUUUGCCUUCUCUUUUAUUAACACAGAUCCUAUGUACAUUUUUCUGCACUUUGUUUUUAUCUGUUAAUAUAUCUUGGCAAUUCUAUAUCGCUAUGUAAGUGGUUUCUUUUUCAUGUACCAUACAGUAUGGGCUCAUCAUUAUUUCUUUAACCUUAAUUAUUGGGCAUUUAGGUUGUUUUCAGGCUUUGGUUAUUACGAACAAUGUUGCAUUGAAUAACUUUGUAUUUAAAGUCAUUUUCCACAUUUAUACCUAUAGAAUAUAUUCCUAGAAUUAAAAUAAAGAAGUUAAAGGUUAUGUGCAUUUUAAAUUUGGGUAGUAAUUUCCAAACUGCUGUCAAUGGAGGUUGUACCAAUUCACAUUCCCUCUAGCCACAGAUGAAGAAUGCAUGUUUACUCACAACUCAAUGAAAAUUUUUGUUCUCUGACAAUGUAAGAGGUGGAAAAUAUCUCUUGGAAACUUUAAUUUGCAUGUUUUCUCUUCCUUGCAAAGUUAUAUUUUCGUAUGUUCAAGAGGCAUUUGUAUUUCUUCUUUAGUGAACUGUUUCUUCAUAAACUUUGCUUACGUUAUUUAAUGUGUGACUUCCUCGCUACACUCGAAGGUCAGGGAUCCCGCGUAUUUCGCUCAUCGCAUAGCUCCUGGUACUGGAAUGAAUGAAGCUCAAAGAAAUGACUGGCUCACGUCAUGCCGUAGUCACACACGGAACUCAUGUUUGACUCGAAAGCCCACGUAUUUCCACGAUCACCCAGUGGAAAGACUGAGCAUUUAAUUCACCACAGCAGGGGCUAGAAAGGUAAUGUAAAACGGCUGAAGUGUGCUGGGAAGAGAGGACUGUGGCAAAAAGGCCAACAAAUGCCUAACUACAGUAGCAGCUGUUCUCAGAUCUAUUUUACCGCCAAGCAGGAAUGCAGGCCCAUUGUCGGAUCUUUAUUUAUUCCGAGGCCGGAUUUCUGGCUUUCUUGCUAGAUCUCCUGGGUUUUAAGUAUUUCCAGUCAAAACAAGACUGCCUUCAAAUGCAGCCCACCGGCAGCGGAUUUGCAAACUCUAGCGUAAACAAAAGUGGGAGGCUGAUGAGGUGGGUAAUACCUUAAGUUGGACAAAGACAGCCGAGAAACAAGGAAUUUUUAUGUAAGGCGAGAAUGAGGUUCUCCGCCGUAGGGUUUGGGGUUGGGGGCCGGGACUCCCGGAAAGACGCUGGAAAUAAAUGCUGGGUGGCAUCAAAUCAGAGCAGGGCCAGGCGGCGGGAGGGCGCCUGGCCGUCCCAGUUGUGGCUGGCCACUCCACCCAGCGCUGUUGGGGGUUUCUCAAGCAGCGUCCACACAAUGGUGUAGGGCGGUAGGGGCUGGCCGGGUUAAAGGGGACGACUGGCUGCGCAUUCCCUCACCGGCUCCCUUACAGCCAAGUGGACCGCAAGAAAGCACCCAACCCUUUCCCCGCUUCCAGAAGACCCUCCGCCUCCCAGGCAAAGCUUCCUGCUCGGCGAUCUACUUCUUUCCCUACUCAGGCCCCUCCCCGCUUCCCCAAUCCUACGACUUCCGUUAGCCUCGUCUUUUGGGAAACCGCCGACUUCCGGCCUCGCAGCGGUGGGCGGAGCUAAGAUGGCUGAGCAGAGACUCGUGACGAGAACUCAGUUUCCUGCAUCUGCUGAACCUCUAAAACCCCGGCUGAAAAAAGCUCCAGAGUUUCCUAUUUUGGAGAAGCAGAACUGGUUGAUACAUCUCCACUAUAUCCGGAAGGAUUAUGAAGCAUGCAAGGAUGUUAUCAAAGAACAGCUUCAGGAGACUCAGGGGUUAUGUGAAUAUGCUAUCUAUGUCCAAGCAUUGAUAUUUCGCCUGGAAGGAAAUAUCCAAGAAUCCCUAGAACUCUUUCAGACGUGUGCUGUUCUCAGCCCUCAGUCUGCUGAUAACCUCAAGCAGGUGGCCAGAUCUUUAUUUCUUUUGGGAAAACAUAAAGCUGCCACUGAAGUAUAUAAUGAAGCAGCUAAACUUAACCAGAAAGAUUGGGAGAUCUGUCAUAAUCUAGGAGUUUGCUACAUUUACCUGAAACAGUUGGACAAGGCACAAGACCAGUUGCACAAUGCCCUACAUCUUAACAGGCAUGAUCUGACUUACAUUAUGCUGGGCAAGAUCCACUUGCUGGAGGGAGACUUGGACAAGGCCAUCGAAAUCUAUAAGAAAGCAGUGGAAUUCUCCCCAGAAAAUACGGAACUUCUCACAACUUUAGGAUUACUCUACCUCCAGCUCGGCAUUUACCAGAAGGCAUUUGAACAUCUUGGAAAUGCACUGACUUAUGACCCCACCAACUACAAGGCCAUCUUGGCAGCAGGCAGCAUGAUGCAGACCCAUGGGGACUUUGAUGUUGCCCUCACCAAAUACAGAGUUGUAGCUUGUGCUGUUCCAGAAAGUCCUCCACUCUGGAAUAACAUUGGAAUGUGUUUCUUUGGCAAGAAGAAAUAUGUGGCAGCUAUCAGCUGCCUGAAACGAGCCAACUACUUGGCACCCUUCGAUUGGAAGAUUCUGUAUAAUUUGGGCCUUGUCCACUUGACUAUGCAGCAGUAUGCAUCAGCCUUCCAUUUUCUCAGUGCAGCCAUCAACUUCCAGCCAAAGAUGGGGGAGCUCUACAUGCUCUUGGCUGUGGCUCUGACCAAUCUGGAAGAUACAGAGAAUGCCAGGAGAGCCUACACAGAAGCAGUCCGCCUGGAUAAGUGUAACCCUUUGGUAAACCUGAACUAUGCUGUGCUGCUGUACAACCAGGGAGAAGAGAGGGGCGCCCUGGCCCAGUACCAGGAGAUGGAGAAGAAAGUCAACUUACUCAGGGACAGUAGCUCUCUGGAAUUUGACCCGGAGAUGGUGGAGAUGGCCCAGAAGUUGGGAGCUGCUCUCCAGGUUGGGGAGGCACUGGUCUGGACUAAACCAGUUAAAGAUCCCAAAUCAAAGCAGCGGACCACUUCAACCAGUAAAGCCGCCAGUUUCCAGCAGCCUCUGGGUUCUAAUCAAGCUCUAGGACAGGCAAUGUCUUCAGCAGCCGCAUAUAGGAAGCUCCCCUCAGGUGCUGGAGGAACAUCCCAGCUCACAAGGCCACCAUCUCUUCCUCUGGAGCCAGAGCCCACUGUGGAAGCACAACCAACUGAAGCAUCAGCACAAAUAAGAGAAAAAUAGGUGUAGGAUGAGCCGAGAGUUGGGGUUUCUUUGGCGAGGGUGUUUCAGAUAAGGAAAGGUCCCAUGACACAGGCAGCGUGGAGGCCAGCAUGUUCCCUGGGCAUCAUGAACUAGAAUGCAGAACGUGUUAUGAUGGUCACGAGGAGCCUGAGGCCUACGCAGUCCCCUGCUGCCCCAUCAGCCAGGAAAGAGAGAGGAGAUGGCCCAGACAGGUUCCCUAAGAACUGAGAGCAAGGCUUCGGCUCUAUGUAUGUAGUUCCAAGAGCCAGCAGGGCACGUGAUGCUAUCUGCGUUGGAAAGGACUUUAUCUCCUGGCUGGCUGACCCCUUCCUUUGUGGAAGGAAAGUCCGAGACAGACCCCUGCGCAGUAGUCCUGACAAAGCCGUCUUAGCUGAGCUGAUCCUUGGGUUGUGUGGUAUAUCAGCCACUGAAGCAAACACAAAUCUUUGAUUAAUAAUCCAGCUCUAAUAGUCAAAAUUUAAAAGAAAAAAAAUGGUGAAACAAGCUCUUUAAAUUGAGGCCCAGCCUACUGAGUAUCCCAGCUGUACUUGCCCAAGAGCAUCCAGAACAGGUCCAUGUAUCUUGUUCUUGAGAGGUCGAAGUGUUAGAGCCAGAUCACGUCAGGAUGAAAAGAAGUAGAGAUAAAGGGCUGGUCUGGUAUCAGCACCAAGGA
Molecule: messenger RNA, 5662 nt
Organism: Kogia breviceps (pygmy sperm whale)
Lineage: Eukaryota; Metazoa; Chordata; Mammalia; Artiodactyla; Physeteridae
Gene: BBS4
Product: Bardet-Biedl syndrome 4
Biological process (GO): protein localization to cilium; cilium assembly
Cellular component (GO): ciliary basal body
Molecular function (GO): protein binding
Source: RefSeq, a predicted model, not a curated record